Bacillus rossius redtenbacheri is the source of this 2810-nucleotide messenger RNA. RefSeq names its product protein takeout-like. Lineage: Eukaryota; Metazoa; Arthropoda; Insecta; Phasmatodea; Bacillidae. The record is from RefSeq and is a predicted model, not a curated record. The transcript is spliced from 6 exons. Bases 149 to 907 code for a protein of 252 amino acids.
AUGCAACAAAUCGCUGUAAAGAACUGACGUGAAUGUCGCACGUCGUUGCGCGCUGUGCGGGGACUCGGGGUAUAUAAGCAGCGGAUCGGGACUCGGGUUGGCACCACUGAGGCGCAGCAACAGUCCUGUCGAGCCAACGGCCGAGAACAUGAAGUGCGCCGUGAAUGUCGCGGUGUUGGCUGCGCUGGUGGGGGGUUCGCUCCAAGCGGCUUCCAGACUGCCACCAUACCUCAAACCUUGCUCCAGGAGUGAUCCCGAACUAAACUCCUGUGCUUUGAAGAAUGGGAUCACAGCGAUUCCAUUCCUGCUGAAAGGAGAUGCGAAAUAUCACAUCCCUGUCCUGGAUCCUUUACACCUGAAGCACAUAGAAAUCACUCAAGGAACAGGUCCUGUAAAGAUAUCCUUGGCUCUUGACGACUUGGACUUGACGGGUCUGAAUGACGUUGAAUUGAAGUCUGUGAAUUUUGGCGUGAACCAGAGAGAUAUUGGAAUUGAAGUUCUUAUAAAAGUCCCGGCGCUGACGUUCGAAUCAAAGUACAAGAUAGUUGGACAGGUCCUUAUCCUGCCCAUCAAAGGAGAUGGUGACAUGAAUGUAAGGUUUGAAAACACUCAAGUCAUGAUCAAAAUCAGUUACGACCUGGCCAAGAAGGAAGAUGGCAAGGAAUACAUGAAGCUUCAUGACAGCUCUCUUCACUUUAAGAUUACAAAGGCAAUCUUUGAAUUCAAAAAUCUAUUCAACGGAGACAAAACUUUGGGCGACAACAUGAACUUGUUCCUGAACGAGAACUGGCAGGAGGUGUUGACGGAGUUGAAGCCCGUGUUGUUGGAGGCGAUUAAGCCCGUCCUUCUGCCGAUCAUAGACAACUUGUUCACUGCCGUUCCCUUCGACGAGGUCCUGCCUGCAUGACGUCACAAACAACCCCUGCAACAUUCCCUGCACUUCUUGUGCAUUUAAUUAUACUCAGUAAACCAAUCAGCAAUAAUUUAACAUAUAUUUAUAUACUCGUUUUAUAUUGCUACUAUAUAUAUUGUUAAUACCCUCUUCCUCAAUUAAAAUUUAAAAUCGUAUAUAUUUUAUCAGAAAACAUUUGCUUGUUUUUUUUAAUUCUUAAAUGAUUUAAACUGAACCUGUUUAAAUGCGUUAUUUCUGGUUACUCUAUAUGUCAUAAAAAUUCUCAGUAAUUGACAAAAAAAUAUUUAUACGAAAACACAUAGAAAACAAGUCAAUUUCAGCCGAAUUAAAAAAAAUAUAAAGAACUUAGAGAGCACAAAACAUACCGUGGUAGGAGUUAGUCAAAAAAUAAUACAGCUCAGACGGACAUAUUGGGCUAACACAAACGAUACAGUAGCAACAAUGACAUUGAAAAAAAAAUCGAUUUUGGACGACACAGUGAAAAACAAACGAUCCCAUCAUUGAAUCUUGACAGAUAAUAUGAACAACACAGAGAAGCACAGGCAAACCCAGUGAUGUGACAAAAUACAUAUUCUGAACCCCACGACGAUAACACAGACAAAUAAAUCAGGCUUCCCAAGACAAGAGUGCAACGUUUCGGAAACUGAGAUCUGUUCCCGUUCUUAGGCACAGUUGGAAUUUUCUAUGCUGUCUUAUGUUCUUAAUAAUUUUUUGAAAUCGGUUGAUUUUGACUUGCUUUAUAAGUGUUUGUAUGUUCAUCUGUUUGCCAAUAUUUAUUUUAAUGUUAUUGAGUUAUUUUAACAGAAACUAUGUACCUGUCAAAGGCGUAUGUUCACAAAAAUGUUAAAUUAAACUUUCCGUAUGUAAGAACUAUUCAAUAAUCCUUUUAAUGUUUGAAGUUGGGAAAUAAGCAGUAAAAAACUGGAAUAUAGUCAAUACUCAUAGUAUCAAAAUCCGUGUUGCACCAGUUUUAAAGAAAUAAGUUUUAUAACGAUAGUAAUAAAAUCAAAUUAAUAAUACACCUAAAUAUAUAUCGUAAUUGUAUUUAAAAAUUGCUUACGAAAGCUUUGGUUAAAUGUUUUGCAAACAAAACAAUACUGUCGUAACAUUAUACACUGUUUAAGUGUUUACAUUUUUGUGCUAAAAUGAAAGCAUUAUUUGGUUGUUAAAAGCUAAAUUCUUGACUGGACUAUUUAAUCAUUUUGACUAUUGAGUUAGUUAUGAUAAUCAAGAGAAUUGUAUUGCAGUUAUAAUUUUUUUGUUGAAAAUUAUAUUUGAGGUAUUGAACAAUAAAAACCUACUUUAACUGCUUAUUUAUUUAAAACACUAUUGUUACAUUUGUUACGCAGACGUUUAAUUAAAAAACAUACAAAUAAAUGAAAUGAUGGUCUUAGUACAGCCCACGAAAAUUUUAAAAAAUUGACGAAAAGCUUUGCGGAACCAAUAUUUUAUGUACGUCAGUAGUCUCUAUGUUUUCAUUGUUGUUGCACAUUUAAGCUAUUAAAAGAGCUAAAUAUCUGGAAGUAAGUCUCUGCUUUGACCUAUGUCUUCGAGAAGGAAAGUCUUGUGAAGAAUUUUUUUUAUGUGUAGUAACUUACAAUAGAUAUAGAUUUGAAAUAUUGUUGCAGAAAGGAAACGAUGUCGAAAUUACAAGUUUCUGUCACUUUUAUACAUACAUUAUUAAUGGGUUUUUUCAUCCUCCUUCAUCAAAUAUCAAACGCCUGACUUUCAUUAUCUUUCAUGUGAACUUUGACGUGAUUAUGUAGGUCAGCGAUGCUUUCCCUGUCUUUCAAUUUGCACAAAUAAAAUAAUGAUCUAUUCUUCCAUGAUUCAAGUUGUCUGCAACUUCAGUUACACAAUAUUUUAAAAAACUGCAUUAAAAUUCCUGGAAAUAUUA